Molecule: messenger RNA, 3897 nt
Organism: Clunio marinus
Lineage: Eukaryota; Metazoa; Arthropoda; Insecta; Diptera; Chironomidae
Source: the annotation of a GenBank genome assembly
UUUUUUGUGCUAUUCGUCAGUCAUCGCCUGUGUUAAAGAAAACUUCAAAAUUCUUCCCUGAAUCAUAUUUCAAUUUGGAUAUUUAUUUUUCUUCGUCCGGUGUAGGCGUGUUUGUCACAAAGUUUUAAAUAAAAACAAAAAAUUUAGUAAAGUGAUUAGAACUACAAAAUAAAUUAAUAAAUGAAAUAAGUUUAAUAAAAUAGCCCAUAAAUGCCGAGUGUAAGCAAUCAAGACGAUUACAAUGUUGCAUUUGUCAAAAUGAAUGGAAAUUUAUGUUAAAUAAUUUUUAUUAUCUGUACAUACUUAUAGGAAGUUUAAAACAAUUAAUAAAACAUACAAAAUUGCAAGUAACAAAUAUUUUGUCAGUGUGUGAAAGACAAGCAUCAACCUGAAAUUGACAACAACAAUAGGCUUGUGGGGCAAUGGUCAGCAGAAGACGCCAUCCCCAGGUGCAAGCCCUCCAACAUCUCCAACGCCAGCCUCUGAAAAGUCACCGAGCUUUAAAUCUCGAUUUUUCAAUAAUUAUAUGAAUCAUUCAAACAAAAAAGAAUGCAAAGGUCAUGGCGAAACAAGUUGGUGUUUUUCACAAGUCAAAGGCGCACUAAACGACGAUAUUACCGAUGCUGAUGUUAUCUCAUGUGUGGAAUUCAAUCAUGAUGGUGAUUUGCUUGCAACCGGUGACAAAGGUGGACGUGUUGUGAUUUUUCAGAGAGAUCCCAAUUCAAAAACAUCUAAUCCAAGAAGAGGUGAAUUCAAUGUUUACAGCACGUUUCAGUCUCAUGAACCUGAAUUCGACUACCUUAAAUCACUGGAGAUUGAAGAGAAAAUCAACAAAAUUAGGUGGCUCAAACGUAAAAAUCAAUCGCACUUCCUGCUUUCAACCAACGAUAAAACGAUAAAGCUAUGGAAAGUGUCGGAGCGAGAUAAGUGCGUCGAAGGAUACAAUACAAAAGAGGAGAAUGGACGAAUUCGAGAGCCCGCCGUCGUUACCUCGCUUCGUGUGCCAUCCAUAAAGCCGAUGGAUCUAAUGGUUGAAGCGACACCAAGACGUGUCUUUGCCAAUGCUCAUACCUAUCACAUCAACUCAAUUUCGGUCAAUUCCGAUCAGGAGACAUACCUUUCGGCCGAUGACUUACGAAUUAAUUUAUGGAAUUUGGAAAUCACCAAUCAGUCGUUCAAUAUCGUUGAUAUCAAACCAUCAAAUAUGGAAGAGUUGACUGAAGUUAUAACAGCAGCUGAGUUUCAUCCUCGCGACUGUAAUUUAUUCGUGUACUCAAGUAGUAAAGGAACGAUUAGACUUUGUGACAUGAGAUCAGCAGCGUUGUGUGAUCAACAUGCAAAGUUAUUUGAAGAGCCUGAGGAUAACGAGAUGAACAAUAAAAGUUUCUUCCGUGAGAUCAUCAGUUCGAUUAGUGAUGUUAAGUUGAGCAAUUCGGGACGUUACAUGAUGUCAAGGGAUUAUUUGAGUAUUAAAGUUUGGGAUUUGCAUAUGGAAACAAAGCCGGUUGAGACAUAUUCGGUUCAUGAGUACUUGCGAACGAAGCUUUGUUCCCUCUAUGAAAAUGAUUGCAUUUUUGAUAAGUUUGAAUGUUGCUGGAAUGGAUCCGAUACGUCAAUAAUGACCGGCAGUUAUAACAACUUCUUCCGUGUCUUUGAUCGUAAUUCAAAAAAAGAUGUCACAAUGGAAGCGUCAAAGGACAUCAUAAAGCCGAAGACGAUUCUCAAGCCGCGCAAAGUCUACACGGGGAAUAAGCGAAAAAAGGACGAAAUUAGUGUUGAUUGUCUGGACUUUAAUAAGAAAAUCCUUCACACUGCUUGGCAUCCACUUGAGAACAUCCUUGCUGUGGCGGCUACGAAUAAUUUAUUCAUAUUUCAGGAUAAGUUUUAGCUAAUCAUGCUCCAUCUCAGCAUCAUUUACAUUAAUUUUUAUUUCAAAUAUGAUCCGCUCCCCAGACUCGCGCUUUUUUUUCUUCUCUUCUUUUCAUUAUUAUGUAUGAGAUUCAUUGGACUAAAGUGCAAAUGAAUAAGUGAAUCAGAUCGCUGGCGAGUAGAUACGUUAUCGAAUGAAUUUGCUUUUUAAUUUUACCAUCCAGUACAUCUCUAUAUAAAAAAAUGCCCUCCCACGCACGAACUUGUCUUUUUAAAACGCUUAAAAAAAUUACAUUCAUCGUGUUUGUUUUUAGUUGAUGAGUUCAUGUGGAAAUAAUAUUUUUUUCAUUUUUAAAAAUUCCUAAACUCUUUCUUUUAUUAACAUCACUCGUUAUUUCCUUCAAUAUGUUUUUAUAUUCUUUCAAGUUUUCUUUUUUGUGUGCUGAAAAAUUUCCAUGAAUCGCGCAAUAAUUAGAAAAAAAUUUCAUUAUUCAAAAAGAUAAAAAAAGAGAAGAAGAAAACAUAAAAACCUGAUUAAAGUUAAUUAAAUGUAAUCGAAAACAAAAGGUAAAGAAACACAUUCUGGUCGCUUGAAAUUUCCCAUCAUUCCAUCAGAUGUUAAUGACGAGAAGCUUAAUUUUCCUUCUUCUUAAUGGAUAAGGAAUUUCCUUAAUAAUCCUUUGCUUUUUAAGCUCAUCAGAUCAUUAUUAAGUCACAUUUUCUUAUCUGACAAGAAAUUUGUUGAAGAAAAAUUUGCUGAAACUUUUUCCGCUUAAAUAUUUAAGAGAAAGAAAAAAUUUGCAAAUGAAAAAAUUUCAACAGAGAUAAAUUUUCUUUUCUUCAAUUAAAUUAUCAACUUUUUGCUGGGAUUUCUGUGAUGUUUCGCCAUCAAUUUUUUUUUCUGUGGGUGAUGUUGAUGGGGGUGCUUUUUAUAAAUAAUUCAAGGGAAAAUUGGAGAAAUUGAAACUGAGAUGACGAAAUCCCUGCUUUGAGUUGCAAUUUUUUUUUCUUUUCAAAUAAAUAAUAAAUAAAAACUAAAUAAAUAAAAUUUGCUGAUUGAUUACUACCGACUAAGAAGAACAAAAGAAAAUGUGGAGAUAAAAUCAUUUGAUAAAAAUUUUAGUGUCCAUUGAGGGCAUGAAAAAUGAGCAUUUGACACAACAUAAAACAUUUAAAAUUAAUGUAAAAAAAAGUUUCUUUGCAAAUAUUUUGGUUUUUCGGAGUUUGUAUAAAAAAAUAUUUUUUGCUCUAGAGAAAAGAUUUGGGAGAAAAGAGUUGUGCAUUGCUAGAUUUAUUUUUUAAUAAAAUUUGACUCGUGAAAGAGAAAAUGCUAGCUUCCCAUACUGAACAUUUCAACGAAAAGACCAACAUGCAUGCAGACGAAAUAAUUUUAACUUGUAAUAAGAUAAUAAGACGAGGAAACGUUAGUGAAGUUUCAUCAAACAUGGCACUAAUAAAUUUAAGAAAAAAGAGUAAAUUCUUUGUAAAAUUAAGUAGCUUAGAAUAUGGAAUUGUGGAGAUUAAAGACGAUGAUUUGUGAGUGCAAAUUUACGGUGCCAAUUUGAUGAGAAAAAAGCUCGUUUCAACUAACGUCGGAUGGACUUGCCUGACAAGACUUUUUCACAAAAAAAAAUAAUAAAGUAAUAACAAGCGAGUUAAAUUAUUAUGUAAUUAUCUAACUGAAGUGAUUGAUCCUCUUUUUUUUCAAGCAACAAAACCCCUGCGAGUCGCAUUUUAAUAAACAGAUCUUUCGGUUUUUUGCCAUAAAAACGCGAAGUGCUAAGAGUUACAUGAGAGCAAAUGAUAAGAGCAAAAUUACAACAAGAAAAUUAUAGAAUUAUUUACUAAAGAAGAAUUGAAGUAAUAAAACAAAUUCAAACAAAAGAUCCGCAUAAAUCAAUUUAUUUUUACUUGACUUUCAGUGCGAACUCGAGUGACUUGCACAACACUACAAGAAGGUUUGAAAGUGUUGGUGUUAAACAACAUCAACGUAAUCCAUCAGCAUAAUCCAAUUGAAGAGAGAAUUUA